Molecule: messenger RNA, 1240 nt
Organism: Polistes dominula (European paper wasp)
Lineage: Eukaryota; Metazoa; Arthropoda; Insecta; Hymenoptera; Vespidae
Product: prostaglandin reductase 1
Biological process (GO): prostaglandin metabolic process
Cellular component (GO): cytoplasm
Molecular function (GO): 15-oxoprostaglandin 13-reductase [NAD(P)+] activity; 2-alkenal reductase [NAD(P)H] activity
Source: RefSeq, a predicted model, not a curated record
CCUUGUGUCAUUCAGUGUUCAACUCUUGUACGGGUAACACCUAAUUGCUUACUCUUGCAAAUUUUAUAAUUUACUAUAUAAUUAUUAAUUAUAUGUCAUUUAAGAAUAUCGUUAACAAAAUGAUAAAAGCCAAAAAAUUUGUGAUUGCUAAGCAUUUUGAAGGUGAACCAAAGCCAUCAGAUUUGAAAUUAACAGAAGAAAAUUUACCACCGAUUACCGAUGGCGAAGUACUUGUGAAAGCAGAAUAUUUAUCUGUUGAUCCCUAUAUGAGACCAUACAUGCUACAAUUUCCACUUGGUUUUACUAUGAUAGGUGGCCAAGUUGGUAAAAUAAUUGAAUCAAAGAAUUCAGAUUAUCCAGUUGGUAAAAGAAUAUUUGGAUAUUUUGGAUGGAGAACUCAUACAAUUUUUAAUCCACGAGCACCUGAAAAAUUUAAAACUAUUGAUCAGGAGCCAUAUUUAUUACCAGACAUAGGAGAUUUAUCUCCUUCUUUAGGUUUAGGAAUUUUAGGAAUGCCAGGAAAUACAGCAUACUUUGGUCUAAUAAAACUUUGUUCACCAAAACGUGGUGAAACACUUGUUGUAAGUGGAGCUGCUGGUGCGGUUGGAUCUCACGUAGGUCAAAUAGCAAAAAAUAUUUACGGUCUUAAUGUUAUUGGAAUUGCUGGUUCAGAUGAGAAAUGUAAUUGGAUAGUAAAUGAAUUAGGCUUUGAUAGUGCCAUUAAUUACAAAACGCAAAAUGUAUCAUUGGAAUUAAAAAAAGUUGCUCCAAAGGGUGUUGACGUAUAUUUUGAUAAUGUUGGAGGAGAUAUUUCUAGCAAUGUUAUAUACCAAAUGAAUCCUUUUGGUCGUAUAGCAGUGUGCGGUAGUAUUUCGUCAUAUAAUACAGAUCACUCUACUCUGCCUAAAUGUACUUUGUUACAACCAGCUAUGGUUUUCAAUCAACUAAAAAUGGAAGGAUUCGUAGUUACACGUUGGAAUGACCAAUGGCAAGAAGGAAUAAAACAGAAUUUGCAAUGGAUUAAUGAAGGCAAAAUCAAAUCUAAAGAAACAAUUACAAAAGGUUUCGAAAAUAUGUUUCAUGCAUUUUAUGAAAUGAUGAAAGGGCAAAAUAUUGGUAAAGCUAUUGUACAAGUAUAAAGCAAUAGAAUCAGCUGUUUCCUUAUAAGCACAUAUUUAAUAUAUAUUUGAAAAUAUAUCUAUUUUUAUAUUUCUAUAUAAAUUUAUGCGAAAUGACAAUG